This is a messenger RNA of Brachypodium distachyon (stiff brome), 1319 nucleotides long. RefSeq names its product cycloeucalenol cycloisomerase. NCBI's taxonomy places the organism in Eukaryota, Viridiplantae, Streptophyta, Magnoliopsida, Poales, Poaceae. The record is from RefSeq and is a predicted model, not a curated record. The transcript has 8 exons. The coding region runs from base 167 to 1066 and encodes 299 amino acids. Gene Ontology annotation, molecular function: cycloeucalenol cycloisomerase activity.
GGUCCUGGAGUUGGCUUGUCGUACAGGAUUCGUUCAGUCGUUCUCGCAUCAGCAGAGCGCACGCACUCCGCGUUUCCGCCCAGUGCCACCCAAAAAAUCUCGGACCUCCUCUCCUCGCAAGCAGAGGGGAGAGCGGCACUCUGGCAGCUAGUACCGGAAUCGGACAAUGACAGCUGUCCGGCGGCAGGCGGCGGCGAAGCCCAGGGGCGGCGGAGGCGCCGCAGCGGGGAGGAGCGCUUGGCUCGCGGCGGACGGGAGCAAGCGGUGGGGGGAGAAGUUCUUCCUGUUCUACACGCCCUUCUGGCUCACGCUCUGCCUCGGCGUCGUCGUCCCCUUCAAGCUAUACGAGAGGUUCACGGAGUUGGAGUACUUGGUUCUUGGAUUGGUGUCAACCGUGCCGGCUUUCGUCAUCCCUCUGUUCCUCGUGGGGAAGGCAGACAGUAUUAGAAGUUUGAAAGAUCGGUACUGGGUCAAGGCUAAUGUUUGGAUUAUAAUUUUCAGUUAUGUCGGUAACUACUUUUGGACACAUUAUUUCUUCACAGUUCUUGGGGCAUCAUAUACUUUUCCAUCAUGGAGGAUGAAUAAUGUACCCCAUACGACAUUUCUCCUGACCCACGCAUGCUUCCUAUUCUAUCACAUGGCAUCAAAUAUGACACUUCGUAGAUUACGUCACUCCACAGCUCACCUGCCGCAGUCUAUUCGGUGGUCAUUUGAAGCCGCAUGGGUUUUAGCACUCUCAUACUUCAUAGCAUACUUGGAGACCCUAGCCAUUGCAAAUUUUCCAUACUACGAAUUCGUCGACCGGGACAUAAUGUACAAAGUUGGAUCAUUGUUUUACGCAAUAUACUUCCUUGUUAGCUUUCCAAUGUUUUCAAGGAUCGAUGAAAAAGCAGAGAAGUGGGACCUUCCCAGGGUAGCCGUGGAUGCCCUAGGCGCGGCGAUGCUCGUCACCAUAAUACUCGAUUUAUGGCGUAUAUUUCUGGGGCCAAUCGUGCCGUUGCCCGAAUCAAGAAUGUGCGGUCAGCCGGGGCUUGCAUGGUUCCAGGUGCAGAACGAAAGCGUCUAAAUUAGGGACGCUGCGUAAUCUUUGUUCCCACGUUUUCCAGAAGUUCAGCCUGGCUUUUGAAGUUGGGAACCCUUGUCUUAUUUUUUUUUUCUAGAAUACACCCAAUCAUGUGUAUCUUAUAUUAAAGGAGAAUUCCGCGACGCAGUUACAUGCCCGUAGACGCCAGUAAAGCGACUACUCUAUUACAUUCCACAAGGGAUCCACUAGACAAGAAAGUGAAAAAUCUACAUUAUGAAAAAGGCCCGCACUCGAC